UUUUCUUUACAUUGUGCUGCAACAAAAUUAUAGCCUUCGCAUUUCAUACCACAGGCAAUUUUAGUCCAGAUAUCGUCCUUUUUAAUGCAAUUGGAACUAAAAUCAUUUUGAUACUUUUUGUACAAAUGUAGCAGCAUUGCUCUACUUUUAUCUGUCCAUAAGUUUUUCAUUCCUUUAUCCAGAACUUUUUCAUUGCUCUCUUCUAAGGGUAUCAAUAUUAUGUUCUCAGUUUCUUCUAAGAUAGAUGUCGAACAGCGAGAUGAAUUUUCUGUAUCAACAUUUUUUUCGGGUAACAUAAUUUCUAUUCCAUACGGUUUGAGCAAAGUUUCAAUAAUAUAUUCCGUUAAAGGAAUAUAAGCCAUUCUGCCUGCUGUAAAAUAUAAUUAAAAGAGGUUAUGUUAUUUGUAAACGUUUUUUAACAAUUAACUUGAGAAUUAUACAAAGCAAUUUUUACAAAGGAACUAGAUAUUAAGCAUUUAUUAAGCAUAAUUCGUUCUUUGUCGUGUCUAUUAAGACACAACAAAAGGCGAAAUAAAUGUACCAAAUUUCUAAACAUAUAUUUUGUAACUUACUUUUAUUGUCACGUAAAUAAACUUCCGACAUUUCUGCGUUGAAAAUUGGAUUUCUAUCGGCACCUUCUAUAACUUUAUACAAAGCUUGGGAUUGUGAUAUCUUACAAUUAGACAUAUUUGGUACACUAUUGUAAUUUCACUUAUUUCACGUACGGACAGAGAGGUUUCUUUCCCCUGGUACGGAAUUCUUGUGUAAAAUGUGAAAAGUGCGUUUCUGCGCAUGACGGGUAAACUCUACCUCAGUCGCGAGCAGGGUACAUAAGGAGCACCCUGGGUAAUUCCUCAAGAACUUUCUAAACGCAUGUGGGUAAAGGUAACUUUUCCACCAUAAUGUAUUUUUCGACUUUCUGAACGAGUUCAGAGACAUUUAUACCCUGCGGGUAACGUUUACGAACGCAGCCUUACACAAUUUCACCACCACAGAACCAAUUUGCACAUAUACAUACAUAUAUAAAAUACACCCGUAUUAUAUAUAGUAUACGAAAAUGGCUGCCUUGGCGCAAUGUUGGCUGAAUUUGAGAGAAACUUUCCGCCGCGGAUUAUAACGUAAGCCGUUCCUCGCGAGGGCCGUUUAAUAUCGUGGAAUCAUUUCGCGACCAUGGAGAGCCGUGACAGCGAUUGGCGGGAAUGUCGGUGACGGUGAAGGAGGAGCCGUCCGAGCCGAGCUCGAGGCAGGACUCGCAGCAGCCGUCCUCCCAGGACGCGGUCGAGGAAGAGGAGCGGAUCGAGUGCACGACCGAGGGUCAGGAGAGCGAGAUCCGCGCGUUCCUGUCCAAAUGCGUCUUCUGCAACUGGGUGUUCGUCCUCGGCGACGAGCCGAAGCUGCUCGAGUGCCUGCACGCGGUCUGCGCGGCGUGUGUCAGUAAUAAGCUCGGCGAUCACAACACGUCGGUGGAUGUGGAUGUGCUGUUGGAAAGCAACUUGAUUGUGUGUCAUGUGUGUAAUGUAACCAGCAAAGUGGAAAAUUUGAUUGAAAACAGAUUUCUUAAGUUAUUGGAAGAAGAGAGCAACUUGGGAUUGGACGAUGAACCUAAAGUUGAAGAGGAAAAAAAAUGCACCAGCUGUCACGAUAAUGCCACUGCCACUAGCUGGUGUGUCGAAUGUGAAGAAUUUAUUUGUCAAAAUUGUGUCAUGGCUCAUCAAAGAUUAAAGAUAACCAAGGACCACACAAUUAAACCCAAGGAUGAAAUGACGAAUGACAAUAGAGAUAAUGUCAAAAGGAGCAAUAAGAAGAUACCUGGAUAUUUAUUUUGCACAAUUCAUAGUCACGAACAAUUAUCUUUAUUUUGUCAAACGUGCGAUAAAUUAACUUGUAGAGACUGUCAACUUAGCGAGCAUCGUGAUCAUAAAUAAUUUAUUCAUGAAAUUGCUGCUGAAACUCGUUCCUCCAUGUCUACUUUGCUUAAAGAAGUAAGCUACAAACGAGUAUUGUUGAAAAGCGCGAUGAAAGUUAUAGAGGAUAGGCAAAUUCUGAUAUUGGAGAAGAAGAAAAAUCUUGUUCAAGAUAUUACGCAGAUGGUAGUACAAUUAACGAACGCAAUUAAUACAAGGGGAAAACAAUUGGUAAUGAAAUUAAACGAGGUGUGUGAUCAAAAGCAGAAUACUUUAAAUGAGAAGAAAGUUGCUCUGGAUCAGUUGUCCAAGCUUACGGAUCAUUGUAUACUCUUUGGCACUCAUGCCUUAAAUAAAGGCUCAGAUAUGGAAUUAUUAUAUAGUAAAAAAUCCGUUACAAAUCAUUUACUAAGGAUAAAAAGUAAACGAGCCGAUAUUCCAAAUCCCGAGAUACCGGUAAGAAUACAUCUGUCCCUGGAAAUACCAGAUUUAAUAAAAGUGGUAUCAUCUAUGGGAGCGAUAGUCGUCGAUGGCAGAGUAUAUCCAUCCGUAUCUCCUGGAAAUAAUAACACAGCGUACAGUGAACCACAAGCUGAACCUAAGCAAACUACAAGUUCGAACGCUCAAGAUGGUGCUAUUCCAAUUAUCCAGCCAGGAUUACCACUAUCCGGAGCAACUGUACCACAGCAAUCUGCCAACGUGCAACAAAAUUCCUACCAGCAACAAAUGCCUCUGCAUCUGUGUCAACAGCAGCAGCAGCAACAACAGCAGCAACAACAACAACAGCAGCAGCAGCCGCAGCAGCACCCGCAACAGCAAAACUACAACAUGCAACAGUACACCACACCGCACAAUAUGCCUCCUCGAUCAUCGCCGCAGGCGCAUCAGCCUCGCGUGCCGUACUCCGCCAGCUACAACAGCAACAACAGACUGCAACAACCCCUGGUGAUGCACCAGCAACGUCCUAUGGGCAACUGCCACCAGCAGCAAGUGACGUCGUCUACGCAUCCCCAUCAGCAGGUGCAGAACCUUGAUCAGCUCGGACAGAACUCGAGUCUACGCGGCCUUCUCGCGCACAAUCCUUCCCUUCCGCCGCCUCCGUAUCCGUCGUACCGAGGAUCCACGAAUCACGUGUCGUAUCGCUUGCCACCUGGGUACAGGUACACCUCGGGCGCCGGCUCCCAGAGAGGGGCAGCGGCGAUGGUUCAGGUGCCCCCGCAUCACGCAUAUCAGCAGCCGAACGCACGUCUGCCCCAGUGUACCUUAGCCUCCCCGUCGAUGCAGCACCUGGGGAACUAUCCCGUGCAGCAGCAGCAUCGCUGGCACAUACCUCAGCAAGCGAAUCCUUGCCUGCCCUCUUACACCUCGGCGACAAGGCAUCCGCACGCGGUCGCUCCCAACAUGACGGUCCUCCCUACCGGCAACGAGACGUACAAGAUCACGUUGAAGAAUCAAACGCAACCGGGGAACAAUCAAAAGUACAACGCCAAUGUGGCGAAUGUCAGCUCCUGCGACGUUAACUCGUCGCAGUCGCAAAACUCGCAGCCCGCCGCUGUCUCCCUGUUGCAGGCGGUCAGCUCGUCGAUACCCAAGACCCCUAGUCCUGUCACUACGCCUGGAAAGUCCGACGACACCGAGAAGAGUCUAGAUAAGUUUUGCCAGAAAUCGUUGAACGAUCUGAUGCUCACUAUCGCAAAGCUAGAUAGCAACGGAAUCAUGGUGAUACCGGAGGCUCAGAGGAACCAGAUGGAUUCUAUACAAGUGGACAGUUCUACGGAUGAGGAUAUCAACUCGAUGACUGAGAAUGCAACAGCAGACAAUUCGAAAAGUACAACUGCUUCGAUGGUGAUGAAGGAUGAUCCCAACGAAGACUGGUGUGCAGUAUGCAUGGAUGGAGGUGAUGCGGUGCUAUGUUGUGAUAAAUGUCCAAAAGUCUUCCAUCUUUAUUGUCAUACUAGUUUAAAGUCAUUUCCAGACGAAAGUGAAACCUGGCAAUGUAUGUUGUGCACGAAUGUACUCGACUGUUCGGACGAUGCACCGAAUACCGAGAAGAGACCGAACGGCAUGAGCGCUAAGGAAUUGCGAAUUGCGCAGAGAAUCGUUCUAGAACUUUAUUGUCAAUACGAGCAGAGUCUUCCUUUUCGGGAAGUCGUAUCAAGCGAGAUCACCGAUUAUCAUCGAAUUAUCAAGAAGCCGAUUGCGUUAGAUAUAAUCAGGGAUAAAUUAAAACCCGAGCAUACAGAUCAUUAUACGGAUCUGAGACAAGUCAUGGCGGACAUCAGACUCAUGUUCAAAAACGCUUUCACUUACAAUCCUGUGGAUUCGCAAGUUUAUCAAGAAGCUAGAAAUUUAGAAGAGUUUUUUGAGAAAUUGUUAUUAAAAUGGGCACCAAAUUACGCAUACGACGAUCCUUUUCUCGCACCCGACAAAGACGAAGAUGAGGAAGUUUUUCCACCUAAUAGAAAAUAUAGGCGCAUAAUUAAUGAUUAAUUUAUAUAUAAUAGA
Molecule: messenger RNA, 4409 nt
Organism: Nylanderia fulva
Lineage: Eukaryota; Metazoa; Arthropoda; Insecta; Hymenoptera; Formicidae
Product: E3 ubiquitin-protein ligase TRIM33
Cellular component (GO): chromatin
Molecular function (GO): zinc ion binding; protein binding
Source: RefSeq, a predicted model, not a curated record